Molecule: messenger RNA, 2456 nt
Organism: Spea bombifrons (plains spadefoot toad)
Lineage: Eukaryota; Metazoa; Chordata; Amphibia; Anura; Pelobatidae
Gene: SUFU
Product: SUFU negative regulator of hedgehog signaling
Exons: 12
Coding region: 202-1626 (474 amino acids)
Cellular component (GO): nucleus; cytoplasm
Molecular function (GO): transcription factor binding
Source: RefSeq, a predicted model, not a curated record
UUUGGCAACAAGCUGCUGGGCGCCUCUCCUCACACUUUUCCUCCUUAGUUGCGGUCGGCGGUGUGUUUAGGGGACGUCGCCUGAUAGAAGCGUCGUUACUCGGUUUAGUUCCGUUCGCCUCAUCCUUUUCGAGGUGUUUAGUCACCUGGAGCCGCUGCUUCUUUAUCUGCCGGGCCGGCGCGGACAACUUAGAGUUGGGGGAUGGACGAGCUGCGGCCUAGCGGCGUCCCAGCGCCCCCGCCUUUCCCAACAAUUUUCCCACCUGGGCUACACGCUAUAUACGGCGAGUGUCGGAGGCUGUACCCGGAGCAGCCUAACCCCUUGCAGGUCACCGCUAUCGUGAAAUACUGGUUGGGUGGACCAGACCCGUUAGAUUAUGUGAGCAUGUACAGGAGUCUCGGCAGUCCCGCACGUGGAGUCCCCGAACAUUGGCAUUACGUCAGUUUUGGUCUGAGUGACUUGUACGGGGACAACAGAGUACACGAAUACACAGGAGCUGAGGGUCCAAGCGGAUUUGGCUUUGAGCUGACAUUCAGACUAAAAAGAGAGGCGGAAGAAUCGGCUCCACCAACAUGGCCGGCGGAGCUUAUGCAAGGCCUGGCGAGAUACGUCUUCCAGUCCGAAAACACAUUUUGCAGCGGAGAUCAUGUUUCGUGGCACAGUCCUCUGGACAACAGCGAGUCUCGUAUCCAACACAUGCUGCUCACAGAAGAUCCGCAGAUGCAGCCCGUGCAGACCCCGUUUGGAAUGGUCUCGUUUUUACAGAUAGUUGGCAUAUGCACGGAGGAGUUACAUGCCGCGCAGCAGUGGAAUGGCCAGGGAAUUCUUGAGCUUCUGCGAAAUGUGCCUGUUGCGGGCGGACCCUGGUUAAUAACAGAUAUGCGAAGAGGAGAAACCAUCUUUGAAAUCGAUCCGCAUUUACAACAGGAGCGAGUGGAUAAAGGCAUUGAGAAUGAAGGCUCAAACUUAAGUGGCGUAAGCGCAAAAUGUGCAUGGGAUGAUCUGAGCCGCCCUCCCGAGGAUGAAGAUGACAGCAGAAGCAUUUGUAUCGGGACACAGCCACGGCGACUCUCCGGCAAGGAUACAGAGCAAAUCCGAGAAGCAUUAAGGAGAGGCCUGGAAAUAAACAGCAAACCUGUUCUACCUCCGAUAAAUUCACAGAGACAAAAUGGCAUGAAUCACGACCGAGCGCCGAGCCGUAAAGAUAGUUUGGAAAGUGAAAGCUCUGCGGCCAUCAUCCCCCACGAGCUCGUACGCACGAGGCAGCUGGAGAGCGUGCACCUCAAGUUUAACCUGGAGUCCGGAACGCUCAUUCCUCUCUGCUUAAGGGGAAGACUCUUGCAUGGACGGCACUUUACAUAUAAAAGUAUUACUGGAGACACGGCAAUCACAUUUGUGUCCACAGGGGUAGAAGGAGCCUUCGCUACAGAGGAGAAUCCAUAUGCUGCACACGGGCCUUGGCUUCAAAUUUUGUUGACCGAGGAGCUGGUGGAAAAAAUGCUGGAAGACUUGGAAGAUCUCAGAUCUCCGGAGGAACUGAAACUUCCGAAGGAAUACAGCUGGCCGGGAAAGAAGCUGAAAAUCUCCAUUCUACCGGACACAGUGUUCGAUAACCCGUUGCAUUAACGCCAGGGAAACGUGGACGCGUCUUCCUGAGAUAUGGGAGAGACAAGAUGCACUUUCCCUUAUUCAGCACGGAUAUUGCUGUAUAAAAAAAAGAAAAAAGCCAAAGGAUAGCAGCGUAACUGCGCGAGCGCAGCACCGAGAGACUGCCGUACACAGAAACGUCUGCCGUUUAUACUUAUUGAGCGACCGGUGCCUGAGUGCACUCCAACCCCAAUACUAAAGGGACGGGACACGGAACAUUGUUCCUCCUGCUGGCACGACCCGAGGCGGCACGUUUUAUUUCUGCCGAUAAGUUUCAUCGCGUCAUACUACACGGGGGGCUUUGUGAUCGCUCGCAGAUUUCCUCGAGACUCCGAAACAACGUACUACAGAAAUGUUUGUUUCCACGCUAUCCCUCCCCACGGUCUCCUGUAUCUCGUAUGCUGUUCGUAUUAGGUCAGCGGCUGGCGUAUUUUAGCAGUAUUCCUCCACAAAGUGUUUUAACCUAUUUUAGGAUUAUUUAUUUCCUUUAAAAAAAAAUACACUGUUCCCAAUGUUUUAAUCGCCCCUCUGGCUGCGGAUUACCUUUACAGCUGCAACGAAAACUAACUUUAGUUGAAAAAUGAAAUCAGUGGAUUUUUAGGGCAAAUUUAUCCCCCCCCCCACUUAUUAGCCGUCCUCUUCACUUCCAAGACAUUGGAUUAAAAAUAAUCCAUUACUGUUAGGAUAUGUAAAACGUUCACCGCUUGCUUAUCACCUUUGCAUUCCUAUGGCUUGGUUUUAGUAAUAUUUUAUUUGAGAAUGCACUGUAACGUUAAGGAAUAACAAAAGGACGACUAUUUGGGACAAAA